GCGCCAGCCGCCCGCCUGUCAGAGGUUGCGCAGAAGUAUGCGGGAGAAGGGCUCUCUGCCUUGGGUGAGGUCACUUUCCACCGCCAAAAAAACCCUGCAAUUCUCUAACACUGGAUCUUAUUAUCUUCUGAGUUUCAAGGUCCCAUGAUGCUGACAGCCCUAAAUUGUUUCCGCUGGAAGAUGCAACAGUUCCGGUGAAGGGGGCGAAUUUUCAUGUCCUGGUAGUUUUGCUUCCGUUCAGGGUGCUGCAGCUUCCGACAGCCGCCUCUCGGGCAAGGAGGAGAAGCGACCGCGUGCGCAUGUCCCAAUCUUCCAGAGUGGGUGGGGCCGAGGUUGCGGGAGCGGGAGGGGGGAAAGAAAAGGGAAUUCCAAACUGUGGAACCCUGGGGGUCCCCGAGAACGGCUCCUUCUCCUGACUGUGGAUGGUGCCAGGGACGGAGCCUCUCGCGGCUCGUGGGGGCUUUGGGGACCCUCAGGGUGAGGGCGCAGGGCAGUGUCAGUGUCAGAGUGUGAGUGGGGUGCGGGAGUUCCAAACUUAGAAUCUUGAGGCCCUCGGGCUCCCGCACGGGGAAGGGGGAAGCUCGGGCCGCCAUGCGCGACAGGACCCACGAGCUGAGGCAGGGGGAUGACAGUUCGGACGACGAGGACAAGGAGCGGAUCGCGCUGGUGGUACACCCGGGCACGGCUCGGCUGGGCAGCCCGGACGAUGAAUUCUUCCAGAAGAUCCGAACAAUUCGGCAAACUAUUGUCAAGCUGGAGAAUGAAGUCCGAGAGUUGGAGAAGCAGCAGGUUACCAUCCUGGCCACGCCCCUUCCCGAGGACAGCAUGAAGCAGCGCCUGCAGAACCUGCGCGAAGAGAUCAAACAGCUGGGGAGGGAGAUCCGCGCCCAGCUGAAGGCCAUAGAACCCCAGAAAGAGGAAGCUGAUGAGAAUUGUAACUCGGUCAACAUGAGAAUGAGAAAAACUCAGCAAUUCGUGGAGCUCAUCAACAAGUGCAACUUGAUGCAGUCUGAAUACCGGGAGAAGAAUGUGGAGCGGAUUCGGAGGCAACUAAAGAUCACAAAUGCUGGAAUGGUAUCUGAUGAGGAGCUGGAGCAGAUGCUGGACAGCGGGCAGAGUGAGGUGUUUGUGUCCAAUAUACUGAAGGACACCCAGGUGACUCGACAGGCCCUAAACGAGAUCUCAGCCAGGCACAGUGAGAUCCAGCAGCUUGAACGCAGCAUCCGUGAACUUCAUGAGAUCUUCACUUUUCUGGCUACUGAAGUGGAGAUGCAGGGAGAGAUGAUCAACCGGAUUGAGAAGAACAUCCUGAGCUCAGCAGACUAUGUGGAACGUGGGCAGGAACAUGUCAAGAUGGCCCUGGAGAACCAGAAGAAGGCACGGAAGAAGAAAAUCUUCAUUGCCAUCUGUGUGUCUGUCACUGUCCUCAUUGUGGCAGUCAUCAUUGGUGUCUCCACAUUGGUUUGAUAGCGCCGCACAUUCUUGGCACUAAGAGCACCAGAGACCCCAGGGUCUGCCUUCUCUCCCAGCAGCUGGGGAGGGCAGGAUAGAACUUCCAGCCGGACCCCCUUCCUCAUACUGGCCCUGUGCAGAGGGAAAGAUGGUUCUUCUGGGGUUAGCAAGCACUCAUUCAUGGGGGCCUCCCCACUUGGGCCACAGUGCCUGGGGGAGGGCCUGCAGUGUCCUGUUCGGCUGGGACAUGUGGUUUUGUAAGAAAUUAAAAAAAAGAGAGAGAUCUUGGAGACUCCCCUGUGCAUGUGUGUUCCUAGAAGCGCUGGCCCAGGGCCUCCAGGUAUUCAGCCUCCCCACUUCUUGGCCAUCCUUGAGGCCAGGCAGGCUCAGCUCAGACUGUGAACACAGUGGCUGGCACUGCCAUUCUAUCCUCCAUAGAGGGGGGGAGGUAAUACCCACAUCUGGCUCCAUACUUUCCUAGGGAAAGACCAUUAGGAGUACCUAACCUCAAAGCACUGAGACUGGGCCAGGCCAGGCUGAGACACAGAUGAGAUGUGUGUGGCAUUAGUGGGCAUUCCUGAGGCCCAGGAAGAAGAGAAACCAUGAGGGACUGAGGCUGUUACUCUGGAUACAGUGGACAGGGAAAAGCCUAUCUCAGAGGGAACAACAUUUGCGUGCAAUGUUGAGGAGGACCAGUUCUGAGAAGAAGCAGGGGAGGGACCAGCAGGUCAGGCCCUGUGCCCAGAGAAUGGAAUUGCCUUUUACCUAAGUUAAAAGUACAGCUUAGCCAGCACACCUGGUUUCCAAGGGGUUACGUGGCUUAAGCAGGUAAAGGAAGCAGAGGAACCUGGCCACUGGUUUCUGUGAGACACCUAAGCUCCAAGUCCCGAUUCUAAAUUUCUGAGUCCAAGUCUGGAUGCUUCGUUUCUGGAACUGCAUAUGCGCCAGUCCCCAGACACCGGUUUCGGGGUUAACGAAGCUGGCUUCCAGGUUGGGUGUGGUUCGGCACCUAAUCCCGACCCAGGUAAGGGACUGGGUUCCAGCCGCCCGUCCUAUCCCACUUUCGAUCCCACAGGCCCCUGCUGCUGCUGUCGCUGCUGCUGUUUCCGGCUGCCCAGCCCGUCUGGCCGCAGGACCGCUUGCUAAGGCGCCAAGUGUGGGGGCGCACUGGAUGCCAGAGUAACCUGAGUUGUGGAGGGGCUGGAAGUCCUGUCAGUGUAGUCUCGGACCCGCCCCUAGACCUGGCCUGGGGGAGGGGCGAGAGAGCAGGGUCGGGUCCUAAGACUGGCGAUCCCAGCCUGCUCUGCCUCCAUCCGCGGUUGGGCACCCGCCUGCAGCUCCUCCCGGUGGCCCUGGAGUGACAGGUGCACAGCGCCUGCGCCUGGGCAGAGAGGACUGGUUCUGAGUGUAGGGAGCGUGGCUGAGGUGAUAGCCGGGUCACAACGUGGAAACGAUGGCCUCUGGACCUAAACGUUGCUCCUGAAGAGCAUUGGGAUUGAUCUAUGGGGAGCGCCCUGGGAAUGAACACCCGGGUAUUAAACCUCAGUGAGAGGAGAGACGGGCAGGACCUCAGAGUCCGCAAUCGCGCCCUGAAGAGAUUGGAUCACAGGGGCAUUCUCAGACCUCCAAAAAGGGAAAGCCGGGGGCUUGAGAGAGACUGGCAAGGCAAUGAGUUGGGGACUUGACAUCAGAAGGCGUGGCUGGGUGCACAAAUCUGGGAUGGUACCCACGCCUUCACCUGCUGGAGAUCAUGUAUCUUGUGUACCAGUGGAGCUCUAGACACCUACAGGAAAGACCUUGUCAUUUUCAGCAGUGUGCAAACAAUCUGGAUGUCCACCCAGUGGGGAAACUGCAGGGCUACACGGAUCCUGUCCUAGUAGAAGACUGAAUUGGACACGGGGCCUCUGUCUGGGCUUCCCUGAUUCUCAUGUCUUCCCCCUGUCAGCGGAAUCCAGUGGAAUCUUCUCUUGUUGGUCGCCUGUAUGCACUCCCUCACCUUUCUGCCUUUAGAGUAAAACUGCAAGACCUGUGGCACCUACUGGGAUCCAACUGCAGAGACCAUGCCACAUCUAUGCACCUGGGUGUCCCUAUGCAGCACGGUACUUCUGCUUGGCUAUGCUGGACAGCGCCACUCCUGAAAGGCCGCUUAGCUGUCUGUCUUACCCGGGAAGCUGUCUAGAACCUCUUGGAAGAGGUGCUAGAUGGCCAGGUGAAGCCUUGGAUGCUUGUCUCAGUACUUUGAACUUCUCCUCUGGGCCAGGGAGCAUUCUGGGAAUGCUAAUUAUUAUUAUUAUUUUCCUAAUAAAUCCAUGGAAGGUUAUUGAA
Messenger RNA from Manis javanica (Malayan pangolin), 3777 nucleotides. RefSeq names its product syntaxin 4 (gene STX4). Gene Ontology annotation, biological process: intracellular protein transport; exocytosis; vesicle fusion. The record is from RefSeq and is a predicted model, not a curated record. Gene Ontology annotation, molecular function: SNARE binding; SNAP receptor activity. NCBI's taxonomy places the organism in Eukaryota, Metazoa, Chordata, Mammalia, Pholidota, Manidae. Gene Ontology annotation, cellular component: endomembrane system; SNARE complex; plasma membrane.